Molecule: messenger RNA, 1759 nt
Organism: Chara braunii
Lineage: Eukaryota; Viridiplantae; Streptophyta; Charophyceae; Charales; Characeae
Source: the annotation of a GenBank genome assembly
GGGCAGAAGCGAACCUAGCAGCUAGGGAACAGGCUGCUGCAGCAAGCAGAGCAGUAGCAAUGUCUAGCGCAGCGGCAUCCUCUGCUGCAUCGUCCGCAGUAUCCUCGUCAGGGACCCAUUUGGUAUGCCCACAAGGUCCACGGGUACUUCCAGUUCAGUAGGUUCUCGACAAUCUAAAUGUCAAAUGGCGGGCUUGCAGUUCAGCCCGUUGACCCCACGCGAAAGGGAGCUUCGAGAGCUCGAACAGGUCGAAAGGAUCCGUGAACAAUUAGAGAGGGAACUGAAGCAAGCAACCGAUAGAGAGAACGAGAUCAAAUGGAGAGCAGCCAGGCUUGAUACGUUAGAGGCAGACAAGGCUGCACUAGAGGGUUUGGAUGAGACAACAAUGUCUGACCAAAUGAAAGUUUUCAAGAAUAGCAUGCUGUCACUGCAAGAGCAUGUGGACAGCAGACUAGACUUCAUGCAGAACUCUCUUGACCAGAUCUUGGACCUUUUGCAAGGGCAUGUAUUUAGGCCAGCAGCACAGUCGUCGUUGCCGUUAACGGCGAUGUCAGACCCAUUUCCGGUACAAGCUGGCACGCAGCCAAGUGGUACGUCUGCAGCAGUCUCACAGACUGUUGCUACUUCUUCUUCAGGUCCAGCGGUGGGAGCUACACCACGGCAACAACCUGUUCCCCCACAGGGACAGCCGCAAGGUCUUUGGUACCCUAAGACCCCUAUGAAACCGCCUCUUGCCUUUUCGGGCGAGAAGAAGGACGAAGAGCUCAACACUUGGUUGAGAACAGUUCCGGUUUGGGUUAAGGCAAAGAGGAGUUUGCAAGAGAAGGAGGUGAUUACUGCUGCAUCUUACCUCGAGGGUAAGGCAGCCAAAUGGCUGGAUGGUGUAGUGACAAAGGCUGGGUAUGGACGACGCAUGGCACACUGUGCUAGGACAAUUACGUUAGACCUGUUCAUGAAAAUGGUAGAAGCUCGUUGGCACAAUCCUCAGCAGGCACAAAUGGCCACUGAUGCGAUAAACAGACUUGACCAACGAACGUUCAAGUCGGUCAGGGAGCUUACGACUACCAUAAAGAGCCUCAUCGUCGUUCCCGAUAUAAACUACAACAACCAGUUCCUAUUAACCACGUUUGUGAGAUGUCUACCAGAGAAUCUCAGAAACUUGUUGGCCAGCGAGGCUCGCCUCGAGUAUCACUCCUUUGCGACGUUGUCUAGGAAAGCCUUAGAUUUGGAGGCCACUCUAGGAAACGCUCAACCUUCUCAGAAUGACACGAGGAAGAAGAAGAGUCCGCAGGAAUGGAAGAAGAAGGGGGCUAAACUGUUGAUGGUUGAGUCCGAUGGGACCCAAACCGAGAUCGACGAGCUCACAGACCUGGUGGACAUUUCAGAGUACGACCGCGAGGAGACCGCUGAGGGUAGUACCCUUGCCGCAAUAGUUAAGACUAAGGCUGGUGGCCGAGUGAAGGGCCAACCAAAGAGUCAAGGGAAGGCCGCCUCCAAUCAGACCAAAGUGGCUGAUUGGGUUAAGGCAGGUCUUGAUCAAGACGUGUGGCGGGACCGCCGAGUGCAUGUCGCUUGUAUAAACUGUGGUGAAUACGGACACACCCAGUACAAGUGUCAGAACGCAAAGGUCACGCAGAAGAUACCUCCUAAGAUGGGGGCAUCUUCUUCUCAGGCUUCUAGCUCGGGAAAGAUGUGAGGCCGGUGGAAGUUUUAGCUGCUUCUACUCAUGGUGAAGUGGGCCCGAUACCCUCCCCACUUC